This is a messenger RNA of Arabidopsis lyrata subsp. lyrata, 1713 nucleotides long. Its product is annotated as SNF1-related protein kinase regulatory subunit gamma-1-like. The transcript is spliced from 5 exons. The record is from RefSeq and is a predicted model, not a curated record. Bases 229 to 1572 code for a protein of 447 amino acids. NCBI's taxonomy places the organism in Eukaryota, Viridiplantae, Streptophyta, Magnoliopsida, Brassicales, Brassicaceae.
GUCAAUGCACAUCAUCAGAUCGCGCGUAACCGCCAGAAAACCGAAACCAAAGGUUCCAUCUCCAUCACGUCGCUUAUCCGACCACGAAACUCACCACUGUUCUAAAUUCUCUCUCUGUCUCUCUCUCUCUGUAUUUUUUCUCAAGCAAAAAGCUUGGGUUUCUUCGUUUCUAAUCUAAAAUCAUCGUAAGAUAUCUGUGAGAUUCUUCAAUUGAAUCGGUAUCAAGAUAUGGCGGGAAGUGAAGCUGUAGAAGAUAAGGAGAUAAAAUCGGCGGUUUCAAGCUGUGAGGCGUAUUUCGAGAAAGUACAGUCAAGGAAGAAUCUUCCCAAAUCUCUUCAAGAAACCCUAAACUCUGCUUUCGCCGGAAUCCCCGUCUCCUCCUUCCCUCAAGUCCCCGGCGGUAGAGUGAUAGAGAUUCCAGCGGAAACACCUGUGUCAGAAGCAGUAAAGAUUUUAUCAGACAGCAAGAUUCUAUCAGCUCCUGUGAUUAACACAGAUCACGAGAGUUCCUUAGAUUGGAGAGAAAGAUAUUUAGGAAUCAUUGAUUACUCUUCAAUCAUUUUAUGGGUGUUAGAGAGUGCUGAACUCGCUGCAAUCGCGUUGUCCGCUACGUCAGCAACCGCUGCUGGUGUUGGUGCUGGAGCUGUUGGAGCUCUUGGUGUUGCAGCGCUCGGGGUGACCGGUCCGGUUGCUGUUGCAGGGCUAGCAGCGGCUGCGGUUGGAGCCGCGGUUGCUGGUGGUGUUGCAGCUGACCGUGGGAUUGGGAAAGAUGCUCCAACUGCUGCUGAUAAUUUAGGGAAAGAUUUCUAUCAAGUCAUUCUUCAAGAAGAGCCUUUUAAAUCAACCACUGUUAGAACAAUACUUAAGUCGUUUAGAUGGGCUCCUUUUCUUCCGGUUUCAACUGAGAGUUCGAUGUUGAGUGUUAUGUUGUUACUCUCGAAAUACCGGUUAAGGAAUGUGCCGGUUAUUAAAUCAGGAGAACCUGAUAUCAAGAACUACAUUACUCAAUCUGCAGUUGUUCAUGGUCUUGAAGGUUGCAAAGGUAGAGAUUGGUUUGAUCACAUUUCUGCUCUCUCGAUUUCUGAUCUAGGCCUGCCUUUCAUGUCGCCGAAUGAGGUUAUUAGCAUUGAGAGUGAAGAACUUAUUCUUGAAGCAUUCAAGCGGAUGAGAGACAACAACAUUGGUGGUUUACCUGUAAUCGAAGGGCCGAAUAAGAAGAUUGUUGGUAACAUUAGCAUGAGAGACAUUAGAUAUUUGCUUUUACAACCUGAAGUCUUCUCCAAUUUCAGACAACUCACGGUGAAGAGUUUUGCGACAAAGAUUGCUACAGCAGGAGAGGAAUAUGGUUUAGCGAUUCCUGCAAUAACUUGUAGGCCUGAUUCGACUUUGGGGAGUGUUAUAAACAGUUUGGCUUCGAGGUCGGUGCAUCGGGUAUACGUAGCUGCUGGAGACGAGAAUGAGCUUUAUGGGGUUAUAACACUGAGGGAUGUGAUCUCUUGUUUCGUAUCAGAACCUCCAAACUACUUUGAGAACUGUCUCGGGUUCUCGGUUAAAGAAAUGCUUAACCGAUGAUCUCUUGUUUCUCAGCUUUUUUUUUUGUUUGUCUUUGUUGUUUGUUCCUUCUUGGUUUAGAUUCUGAAGUUGUUAUCUUUAUAUCUAAUUUGUAACCAUUUUGAGUUUCAAGUUAUAUCGUCCAUGAUUUAUGUUUAGAAA